UGUUAGCAAAGUAAUAUGGACCAUAUAUCACUGAUGUUAAAAGUAUGAUAUGGCAUGGUUUAACGCUGGUUUUAGCUCUCUAAGCAGUAGCUAUGUUAAAGAAGAAGAAACCUGGUGGUGUGGAUUUCAGUGCGCUGAGUCGGCACGGGUAUCAUGGCAGACCAUCUAUACUGACAGUUGUUCCUCCAAAGGUUGAGCCUAUCCGGACUUGGUCCACCGGGAGUCUUUUGAAGAGCGGGAACACACAACGGCUAAAGACUUGUAUUUGGGAAAUGGAGGGAGCAGGUGUGAUGAACCCCCAGCCAAGGCAGACCGAGAAAGAGAAGGAGGUUGCUUCAUUCUCACAGAAGGAGAAACGGAAGAGAGACCGCGGACAUGCCAGCAGGGGUAAGAACUACGUCGAGGAGGAGAAGCGGCUCCUGAGGGGGAGUGGCGUUUACUCUGGCUUUGAUACUUGA
This is a messenger RNA of Aegilops tauschii subsp. strangulata, 458 nucleotides long. RefSeq lists its product as uncharacterized. Lineage: Eukaryota; Viridiplantae; Streptophyta; Magnoliopsida; Poales; Poaceae. The record is from RefSeq and is a predicted model, not a curated record.